Molecule: messenger RNA, 1032 nt
Organism: Pipistrellus nathusii (Nathusius's pipistrelle)
Lineage: Eukaryota; Metazoa; Chordata; Mammalia; Chiroptera; Vespertilionidae
Source: the annotation of a GenBank genome assembly
AUGGAUGUCGCUUACAUUCCUGAAGACUUAUCCAGUUGUCCAGACCUUGGAAAUAAAUCCUGCCCUCCCACCAAUCGCCCUUUCCAAGUCCGGGUGCUCAUGUAUUCGAUGAUGACUGGAGCCAUGGUGAUCACCAUCUUUGGAAACUUGGUCAUCAUGAUUUCCAUAUCCCAUUUCAAGCAGCUUCACUCCCCCACGAACUUUCUGAUCCUCUCCAUGGCAACCACGGACUUCCUGCUGGGAUUCGUCAUCAUGCCCUACAGCAUGGUGCGGUCCGUGGAGAGCUGCUGGCACUUUGGGGAGGGCUUUUGCAAAUUCCACGCAAGCUUUGACAUGAUGCUGAGCCUGACCUCCAUUUUCCACCUCUGCUCUAUCGCUAUCGAUCGGUUUUAUGCUGUGUGCUACCCUCUACACUACACAACCACCAUGACCCCCUCCAUGAUAAAGCGACUGCUGGCCUUUUGCUGGUCGGCCCCAGCUCUCUUUUCUUUCGGUUUAGUUCUCUCUGAGGCCAAUGUAUCGGGGAUGCAGAGCUAUGAGAUCCUUGUUGCUUGCUUCAAGUUCUGUGCACUUACUUUUAACAAAUUCUGGGGGACAAUACUGUUCACUACAUGCUUCUUUACUCCUGGCUCCAUGAUGGUUGGCAUUUAUGGCAAAAUUUUUAUCGUUUCCAAGCGACAUGCCCGAGUUAUCAGUAACAUGCCUGAAACCACAAAGGAGGAAGUGAAAAAAAAUCUGUCUAAGAAAAAGGACAGGAAGGCAGCCAAGACCCUGGGUAUAGUGAUGGGGGUGUUUUUAGCUUGCUGGUUGCCUUGUUUUCUUGCUGUUUUGAUCGACCCCUAUUUAGACUAUUCUACCCCCAUCAUAAUAUUGGAUCUCUUAGUGUGGCUCGGGUACUUCAAUUCCACUUGCAACCCACUCAUUCACGGUUUCUUUUAUCCAUGGUUUCGAAGAGCCCUCAAGUACAUAGUGUCAGGGAAAAUAUUUAGCUCCCAUUCAGAAACUGCAAAUCUUUUUCCUGAAGCACACUGA